This is a messenger RNA of Aspergillus welwitschiae, 685 nucleotides long. RefSeq lists its product as uncharacterized. Bases 178 to 576 code for a protein of 132 amino acids. The record is from RefSeq and is a predicted model, not a curated record. NCBI's taxonomy places the organism in Eukaryota, Fungi, Ascomycota, Eurotiomycetes, Eurotiales, Aspergillaceae. The transcript has a single exon.
UUCCCGUCAUACCCUUUUCAUUGAUGCUGUAUAUUAUCCUUGUCUCAAGGAUGAUGGCUAAUGAUAAUCUGCACGCGUUUUCUUCUUAUACCCUCUGUUAUACCCGGUCAGUUAUGUAUGUCUUGUCGUUGAUGUUUUCCGCCCUUGACUUGUUGUUUCGUCGGGAGGCUUUGAAGAAUGUUGUUCGAUGUGCAGUUACGAGUGUUGUUGCGAUUGUGCAUUUUUCAUAUGUCCAUGAUAGAGGGACGGUCAGAUGGUAUGGCGGUGAAUGUUUCGUUUUGUUUGGGUCGGCGUAUUACAACAGCCCAUGUUUGCAGUUAUCAUUCUUCCGUGUCUUCUAUUUUCAACGUCCUUGAGCAUCGGGAAUCUUUCUAUUUGCACUUCCCUACUUUCUGCGACACCCCACUGCUGUUACAUUUUGGGUACUCUUCACUAUUACUCCUGGCUUCUACAUUUCAUUUUCUACACAUGGAACCACACCCCUCUUGUCCAGUUGCUGCUAUCGUGAUACUCUCGAUGCUGUCUUUAUGCUCUUUAUAUGCAGAUCAAACACGGUUGCACACUGGGGGCUCCUAAUUUGACCAAACCCUCAACAACCACAAUCCCUCCCUUUUGCCUUUGUAGUUGAACCGUAUAGGCUUCAAAUUUCUUUCAGUGAUGGCUCAUACGAUAUACACCUGAUUUC